AUGCGCGACUAUAUCCAGCGGAAAGCCUCCACUGGGGCCACUUAUAUCGAACUUGAAUCCUUGAGUCAAACAGGAUGGGAGCUACAACAGGAAAUACUAGCCUGGAAACUCUCAGCAAAAGACCCAAAUUCAUUCAACCAGGUCGCAAUGCUGUACCAGCAAGGCAUGCUCAUCUACCUCUCCGGACAAUACGACUACCGUCCGGAACUCGGGACCCUCCCGGCCAACGUCCCACGACGAACAGGAACCGAGAUCCAAACACAUGUGUUGCGCAUUCUCGACUUGACACCACAUCUCCUGAACAAGUCAAACUUCGCUGAAGUCAUGUAUCUAUUCCCACUACGCGUAGCAGGAGCCCGUGCCGUCGAUUUCGUGACGAGGUCCAAGGUCAUCGGGCUGGCAAGGCGGAUUGCCGAGCGAGGGUUCCGUGUCACGGAGCGAGUCUUGUCGGAUCUGCAGCUGCUGUGGCGGUUUCGAGAUUCAGGUCUUGCACCGCUCCCUAUAACUGAGAUUUAG
Penicillium argentinense is the source of this 516-nucleotide messenger RNA. RefSeq lists its product as uncharacterized. NCBI's taxonomy places the organism in Eukaryota, Fungi, Ascomycota, Eurotiomycetes, Eurotiales, Aspergillaceae. The record is from RefSeq and is a predicted model, not a curated record. Bases 1 to 516 code for a protein of 171 amino acids. The transcript has a single exon.